AUGUCCGACUGCGUCUUUGGCAACGGGUCACGAGAAGACGAACCCCUCCCUGUCCCUUCUCUACGAACCCCCGCCAACCAGCCUGCCGGUCGACAUGGUGGAGCUGACCCUUUCCGCUUUCUCCGAUUGAGAGGCGGCGAUGGUUCGCUUGGAUACGAUCAAGAUGACGAUGAGGCAUCCUCGGUAGAGAACGAUGUCGCAUCUGCCUCGCGGCGCACGGCGAUAUCACGGCCACGAAAUGGCCCGGGGAUUUCUGGGUUUCAACCAGGUGCGAUCGUUCGUGUCAAGGUUGAAAAUUUUGUCACAUACGAAGAGGCCGAGUUUUUCCUCGGCCCCAACCUGAACAUGGUCAUCGGGCCCAACGGCACGGGGAAAAGCUCGCUCGUUUGCGCCAUCUGUUUGGGGUUGGGUUACUCUUCGAACGUUCUGGGUCGGGCGAGCGCUUUUGGGGAGUUUGUCAAGCACGGCAAGGACGAAGCCGGGAUCGAGGUUGAGCUGCAAAAGCUACCAGAACACUCGGAAAAUCCCAUCGUUGGGCUUACCAUCCGACGAGAAGAUAAUAGCCGAAAAUUCACAAUCAAUGGGCAGAGGGCAUCACACAGGGAAAUCCAGAAGCUCAUGCGGUCAUUCAGGAUACAGAUCGACAACCUGUGCCAGUUCUUACCUCAGGACAAGGUGGCCGAAUUCGCCGCCCUCACGCCGAUCGAGUUGCUCGAAAAGACCCUCCAUGCGGCCGCGCCGGAAGAAAUGAUAAGUUGGCGAGCCCAGCUUCGGGAUCACUUCAAGCUGCAGAAGGACACUGAACACAACGGCGAAAAGAUCCGCGAGGAGCUCCGCAAGAUGGAGGCCCGCCAGCAGGUGCUCCAGGCCGAUGUCGAAAAGCUGCGGGAAAGGAAAGCGAUCCAGGAGGCAAUUGAAGAUUACAACAAGCUGCGGGUAGUGGUCAAGUACUAUGAUGCCCGAAACAAAUUCAAGGAAGCAAAGGUGCGAAAAGCCGACGCUGAACGUUCUCUCAGGCGACUCUACGAUAGUGUUGCGCCUGCGCUUGCGGCCGUCAACAGGAAGCAGGAAUACCAGGCUAAGGUCAAGCUGGUCGUGGCCGACAGGCAACGUCGGCUACAGGCGGCCGAUGCUGCCGCUAACGCGGCUAUUAGCCAAGUCGAAGCCGUUCAGACCAAGUCUCAAGAGCUGGCUGGACGGAAGGAGGCGGAGCAGGCGAAUUUUGUCGCCAAAAGACAGGAACUUGGCCGUCUCCGGAAGAAUAUCACCGAUUUAGAAGCCGGCUAUCGCCAGGCACCUCCAGAGUUCGACGCUGCUGAUUGGAAUAGGAAAAUCCGAGAACAAGAGCAUCAAGCUCGUGAAAAGGGGAAAGAAUCCGAGGAGGCGGCAGAAGAAUUGAAGCGAGUGCGGAUGAAGGCCACCGAGACUCGAGAACAGUUGAAAAGACUGCAAUCCAGUGUUCAAGAUCUGGAUUCGCAGCAAGGCCAGCUUCUCACUCAGCUGAAGAGAAUCAAUAACGACGUUGCUAAGGGUUGGGAGUGGUUGAAGGACAACCAGCAAAGCUUCGAGAAGGAGGUUUUUGGCCCUCCGAUGCUCACGUGUUCUGUCAAGGACAAGCGGUACAUCGACCUUGUUCAGUCCAUCCUCCAAACAGACGACUUCUUAUGCUUCACGGCGCAGACUAGAGAGGAUCACAAAAAGCUCAGCAACCAAUUCUACGGCGAGAUGGGGCUCUCCGUGACGAUCCGCUCCUGUUUUACACAAUAUAGUUCCUUCAAGCCGCCUCUGCCCAAAGAAGAGUUAUCGAAUCUGGGUUUCGACGGUUAUGUCAGCGACUAUCUCGAUGGACCAGAACCGGUGCUUGCUAUGCUUUGCUCCGAAAGAAAGAUGCACGCAUCGGCCGUGUCCAUUCGGGAUAUUACUGACGAACAGUUCGACCAGAUCCAGCGGGCGGAAAAGCUCAUACAAUUCGCUGCGGGCAGACAGUUGUACCGUAUCACGCGUAGAAGAGAGUAUGGUCCAGGGGCCGUUUCCACGCGGGUUACCCAGUUUGCAAAAGGCCGCUUCUGGGCCGAUCAACCAGUGGAUGCGGCCGAGAAAACCGAGCUCCAGCGGGAAAUCGAGGAACUCAGAGCACAACUCGCCGCUAUGAAAGAGCAUUACGACGCCACGGAUGCCAAGUAUGUGGAAGCGGGGACGGAAAAGAAGCACAUCUUGCACAAGAUUACGGAAUUGCGGUCCGCGAAAAGCGAGCUGCAACGCGAGUACACAAAGUGGCAGACGUUGCCGGACAAGAUAAGGGCCCAGGGCAGUUCUCGGGGCAUCACACGCAAAAUAAUGGGUAUUCGAAAGGCACGCGAGGCCAUGUUAGAGGCACAAGUGAUUCUCAUGGAGGCAGAGUCGGACGUGGGUGUCCUCAAGGCUAAGAACUUGGAGAUCACCCAGCAACUAGAGGAAAGCAAAAUGUCAGUCAAGCAGAUCGGCGACGAACUGAACCAGCAACGCAACAUUGCCGCCGAGGCCAAAGAGGAAGCUGUCAGCAUUUUGACGGAGGAGAACAAGGACGAAUUGCGGGACAAGGCGAUGGGUAAAACGGUCGAAGACAUCGACCAAGCGAUUCAGGUGGAAAAGACGAAGCUAGAGGUCAUUCAAGCCAGCAAUCCGGCGGCGCUGGAAGAGUACGAACGAUACGCAGUCAGGAUCGAGAGAGAACGUGUCAACCAGGCGAAUCACGACAUCAAGAUGGCAGAGCUCGAUGAACGCAUACGCAACGUUAAAAGCCAGUGGGAGCCCAAAUUAGAUCAGCUCGUCAGCCAGAUCAACGAUGCCUUCAGCUACAAUUUUGAGCAGAUCAGUUGCGCGGGUGAAGUGGGCGUGCACAAGGAUGAAGACUUUGAGAAGUGGGCCAUCGAGAUCAAAGUCAAAAUUCCGUCGAUGGCGCAGGCGCCGUUCCGCGUUGUGGACGAGAUCAACCAGGGCAUGGACCCGCGCAACGAGCGCAUGGUACACGAGCGCAUGGUGGAGGUCGCCUGUCGAGAGCACACAAGCCAGUACUUCCUCAUCACGCCCAAGCUGUUAUCGGGGUUGCGGUACGACGAGCGGAUGCGCGUGCACACCAUCGUUAGCGGCGAGUAUGUGGACAGUCGGGGUACUGAGAAGAUGAAUUUUGCGAACUUUGUCAAGAUCCAGCGGAGGUUGGCGGUUCGUUAA
Chaetomium globosum CBS 148.51 is the source of this 3210-nucleotide messenger RNA. RefSeq lists its product as uncharacterized. Lineage: Eukaryota; Fungi; Ascomycota; Sordariomycetes; Sordariales; Chaetomiaceae. The transcript is spliced from 5 exons. Gene Ontology annotation, biological process: double-strand break repair via homologous recombination. Bases 1 to 3210 code for a protein of 1069 amino acids. Gene Ontology annotation, cellular component: Smc5-Smc6 complex. The record is from RefSeq and is a predicted model, not a curated record. Gene Ontology annotation, molecular function: ATP hydrolysis activity; ATP binding.